Molecule: messenger RNA, 2943 nt
Organism: Episyrphus balteatus (marmalade hoverfly)
Lineage: Eukaryota; Metazoa; Arthropoda; Insecta; Diptera; Syrphidae
Product: endoplasmic reticulum metallopeptidase 1
Exons: 14
Coding region: 141-2810 (889 amino acids)
Biological process (GO): proteolysis
Molecular function (GO): metalloexopeptidase activity
Source: RefSeq, a predicted model, not a curated record
AAGCCAGUAGGUAACCGUUUGCCGAAGCUCAUAGUUAUAGUUUGUCAAUUUUUCAUUCUGGUUAAUAUUGGUUUUUAAUUUUGUAAAAUAAAGAUAAAUGUUUUAAUAUAAUUAAGAUAUAAAUUAAUAUAAAUUUAAAUAUGGAUAAUACACCGAUACGAAGGCGAAUUAUAACGCCAACUAGUGAUCAACACAAUACCGAUCCAUUGCUUGUGCAUGCUUUCAAUUAUGAAGAGGACAAACAACAACAACCAUACUUAAAGUACUUUACAACAAAGAACAAAAUCAACGCAUAUUGGGGUCCAGUAUUCUUUAUAUUCUGGAUACUACUCUAUUAUUGCAUUGCAAUACCAGCCUUUCAUCAUCUUCCGAAGCCAAUUAACAUCAAGGAUGAGGCCAAAUAUCCUGAUCGAUUUAUUGCCGAACGUGCCGAAGUUAAUUUGCGUCGUCUUGUUGAUAUUGGUCCUCGGGUAGUUGGUAGCAAAGCUAAUGAACAAGAUACCGUAAACUUCUUCCUCGACACAAUACGAAAGCUCAAACAAGACGCACAUCCCGAAAUUGAUAUUGAAUUGGAUGUUCAAGUUGCAUCGGGCAGCUAUAUUCAUUGGGAAAUGGUUAAUAUGUAUCAGGGCAUUCAGAAUGUUGUUGUCAAAGUUGGAGCGAAAAAUUCAAAUAGUUCGUCGUUUUUAUUGAUUAAUAGUCAUUAUGAUUCGGUUCCUGGUGGACCAGGUGCUGGUGAUGAUGGUACAAUGGUUGUUAUUAUGUUGGAAGUCCUGAGAGUUAUAUCAAAAGCAAGACCUUUGAAGAAUCCAAUUGUGUUUCUAUUCAAUGGAGCUGAAGAAAAUCCAUUGCAAGCUUCACAUGCUUUUAUAACGCAACACAAAUGGGCAAAGAAUGCAAAGGCACUCAUCAAUCUGGAUUCAGCUGGAAGUGGUGGUCGGGAACUUCUCUUUCAAUCUGGACCUAAUCAUCCAUGGCUUAUGAGAUUAUAUAGAAAAAGUGCCAUGCAUCCUUUUGCAUCAACUGUUGCUGAAGAAAUGUUCCAAAGACAUUAUAUUCCAUCCGAUACGGAUUUCAGAAUAUUCCGAGAUCAUGGACGUGUUCCUGGACUCGAUAUGGCUCACAACUACAAUGGAUAUGUCUAUCAUACACCCUUUGACCGUCCCGAAAUAAUACCUCGAGGAACCUUUCAACAUACCGGUGACAAUGUCCUGGCACUUGCCAGAGAAAUAGCCAAUGCACCUGAACUCGAAGAUCCUUCACAAUUUGCCGAAGGACACACUGUCUUCUAUGACUUUUUAGGAUAUUUCCUUGUCUUUUACAGCGAGAUGGAAGGUAUCAUUCUCAACAUCAUCGUUUGCAUCAUAGCAAUCAGUUCGAUUACUGCCUCCUUCUUUAUGAUGUCCCAAAUCACUGGCCUAUCGGUUGACAGGAUAAUCAAACGAGCUUCGAUUCUAUUUGGAGUUCAUGUUCUCGGUUGCAUUGCUGGGAUAACGCUCACCUUUUUGUUUGGCAUGUUCAUGGAUUUGGUGCAUAUGCCAUUGUCAUGGUUCACAAAUUCAUGGCUAAUACUUGGCUUGUAUUUCUGUCCACUAUUCUUCGGACUGGGCAUUGUUCCAGCUAUAUUCAUUGCCAAAACUAAGGAUGAUCGUCUGCCAGUUUCAUUCAGAGUGCAGCUUUUGCUGCAUGGUCAUUGUCUAUUCUUGGUCAUGUUAACCUUGAUAAUGACCAUUUGCGGUAUUCGUUCAGCAUUUUUAUUUAUGCUGACGAUACUAUUCUAUUCAAUGGCUCUUAUAAUCAACCUCAUCACAAAGUUGCACAACCAACCCCUUGUUUGGAUGCUGCCACAUAUUUUGUGCCAAAUAAUUCCUUUCCUAUUUUACGCCUACUUGUCGCAUGGAUUUUUUGUUGCCUUCAUUCCGAUGUGUGGACGUUAUGGCGCAAAAACCAAUCCCGAGUUGAUUAUUUGUGCUUUUACUGUGGGUGUUGGCAUUUUAUGUGGAGCCUUUAUGAUGCCCGUGUUGAACCUUUUCAAAAAGUCAAAAACCCUUAUCUCAUCAUUGCUCGUUAUAACUGUAUUUUUCAUCAUCCUAGCUGCAACACCAAUUGGUUUCCCAUAUCGUCCUGAAACAUCAGUUCAACGAUUUUCGAUUUUGCACACUCGAAGAGUAUUCCAUGAAGCAGACUUAUCAGUGCGUAGAUUGGAAACAGGAUAUUUCAUAUUCCCCAACGAUAGACGAACUUAUUCCGUGAAACAACAAGCACUCAACAUGACCAAAGCUCGAACCCUUACCACAGAUUGUGAAUCUGAAGUAUUUUGUGGUUUGCCUGUUUACAAUCACAGGUGGCAUAAGUCAAGAAUCUAUAGUUUAUGGAUUCCAGGACCAGAUCCGGUAUUUGAUAAACUUCCGCAACUGACAGUUGUUUCGAAAAAUCAAAUUUCGAAAACUAAAAUUCGAUAUGAAAUGAAACUUUCUGGGCCUGAUCAUAUGAGUAUAUUUAUAAAUCCAUUGCAUGGAGCGAAAGUGAAGGAUUGGACCUUCCAUAAGACACCAUUACGAUUAGACUGGGAAGCACCAUUUUUCAUUUAUUUCUCAUAUGGUAUUGAUCCAAAGCCUUUGAGCUUCUUCGUGGAACUUGAGAGAACUACUGGUGAUUGGAGUUUAGAAAAUAUCGAAUUUGGUGUUAGUGGUCAUUGGAAUCAUCAUGAUAGUAUGAAAACUCCAGAAUUUAAAACAUUUUUGGCAAGUUUUCCAGACUAUGUCGAUACAACUGCAUGGCCAAGUUCAUAUGAAUCAUGGAAGUAUUAAUUAUUGUUAAGAGAUUUCAUUUUUUAGUUAUUUUUCUGUAAAAAAAAACUUAAUUUUCUUCAAUUGUUGAAUGAUUCAUUAAUUAUUCGACUGUGAGGCUUUUCUAAAUAAAAAUAAAAAUGUAAAACAACUA